CGCCUCAAAAGCGCGAUCCAUGGUGCGAAAGCCUCCUAUUCUCUAUCCUCUGUUUUGUUUUAGGAUGGCAUUCUUCAAAUAUCUCCGCUCUCUUAAGAAUGAACUUAUCCUCUUCGCAGCGCCGUGCCUUCUUCUUCCACUGCCUUUAUUGGUCGGGACAUCGGAGGCUAAAUGUGCCUACGUGAUCGCCCUGAUGGCCGUGUACUGGUGCACAGAGGUCCUACCACUGGCCGUCACUGCUCUGCUGCCUGCGCUGCUUUUCCCUUUGUUCGGAGUCAUGCAGUCCAAAGACGUGUGCGUGCAGUACCUGAAGGACACAAACAUGUUGUUUGUGGGGGGACUGAUGGUUGCGGUCGCCGUGGAGCACUGGAACCUGCACAAGCGCAUCGCCUUGAGGGUGCUGCUCGUAGUCGGCGUGCGACCCGCUCUUCUGAUGCUGGGCUUCAUGGGCGUGACGGCCUUCUUGUCCAUGUGGAUCAGCAACACAGCCACCACAGCCAUGAUGGUGCCCAUCGUCCAGGCCGUGCUGGAACAGCUCAGCACCAGCGAAGCCGAGAUGCCUCAGAUCCUCAGCUCGGACGAGCCGCUGCAGACGGCCGAGGGCGACAACAAGCAGCCGCUGCAGUCAGAGAAGCCCGGCGAGAGACAAGGGCCCGUGGUGGUGACCUUCCUGGACGCUGCGGUGGAGGCUGCCCGGCUGAAGGAGGCGGCAGAGAGGCGGAGGAUGUGUAAAGGGAUGACCCUGUGCGUGUGCUACGCCGCCAGCAUCGGAGGCACCGCCACGCUGACGGGAACCGGGCCCAAUCUGGUGCUGAGCGGCCAGAUGAGCCAACUGUUUCCUGAAAAUGGAGACGUGAUCAACUUCGCCUCCUGGUUCGGCUUCGCCUUCCCCAACAUGAUCCUCAUGCUCACGCUGGCCUGGCUCUGGCUGCAGUUUGUCUUCAUGGGAUUCAACUUUCGGAAGACCUGGGGCUGUGGGUCAGUGAAGACAGAGAAGGAGAUCGCAGCCUAUAACGUGAUCCGUGAGCAGCACCGUCUGCUGGGGCCCAUGUCCUUUGGAGAGAUCAGUGUCCUGGGGCUCUUCACUCUGCUGGUGGUGUUGUGGUUCACUAGGGAUCCGGGCUUUGUUGAGGGCUGGGCGACACAUGUCUUCAAUUCCAACUCAGAGUAUGUGACGGAUGCCACCGUUGCCAUUUUCAUAGCGGUCCUUCUCUUUGUUCUACCGUCUAAACCCCCGCGCUUUUAUUCAAGGAGAAGGCAAAGUUUUAGCAUAGGUGCGACAUCAAUCAAAAAAAAAAAACUAGCUUACAAUGUGGGAGAGACUGUACAAUGUGACAUGGAACUGUUUUCAUCUCUAGCACCCCAUCAGAACGCAGGCCCCACUCCACCUCUGCUGACCUGGAAAGUGGCCCAAAAGAAGUUACCGUGGGGGAUCGUGCUUCUUCUGGGGGGAGGUUUUGCUCUGGCCAAGGGCAGUGAUGAAUCGGGACUCUCGAAGUGGCUGGGGAAUCAGAUGACGCCCCUGCAAACCAUCCCCCCCUGGGCAAUUGCUAUCAUUUUAUGCCUGCUGAUUGCUACCUUCACUGAGUGCACCAGUAAUGUGGCCACAGCGACGCUCUUCCUACCUAUCCUGGCCUCCAUGUCCCAGUCCAUUGGCAUCAACCCGCUCUACGUCAUGGUGCCUUGUACCCUGAGCGCCUCGUUCGCCUUCAUGCUGCCUGUCGCGACGCCGCCCAACGCCAUCGUCUUCUCUUACGGCUACCUCAAGGUUGCUGACAUGGCUCGAACAGGAAUAGUCAUGAACAUCAUUGGCAUUCUCUGCAUCACGCUGGCCAUCAACAGCUGGGGCAGGGCCAUGUUUCACCUGGACACGGUCCCGACGUGGGCCAACGUGACGGGCGUGUGAACGUGGCUCCGCCGUAGGAAAUGAUCCACGCCCACCAGCGCCGCUGCCGGACGACGGACCUUUAGUCGGGGGCGACGACGCGAGACCCCGCGACGGCUCGCACGAGUCCCACAGCUGUUGGGAGGCGUGCGCCACAAGGAUCCUUUUCUCUGACACCUCGUGUGCUUGUAAAAGAAGGCGGUGGGAUGUAAAAGGCAGAUUAAUUUAUAUUGUAUCAUUGUAAAAGUCCCUGUAAAUUAUAAAAUGUUAGCUUUUAUAUUGUCAAAGUAAGACGCGACUCAGGUCCAGGCUCUUAAAGUGAAAGCUUGGGGUCAAUUACAUUGUUAAUCUUGGGAAUGUACCUCAACAUGGAUCCUAAAGUGCAGCACUUAAAUACCGUUUUGAGGGACUUUCCAUUUUGUGUCAGUUUUGCUUUUAUUCCACUACAUUUUAGUUCUGUUCAUAUUUAUCUGAAAGUAACUGGACAGUCACUGUUAAAUGAAAGACAUCAUGCAUUAGAAAUCUAGUAACUGUACUGUAGCAUAUAGUGCUAAUAAGAUGCACGUAUUGCUGUAACACUGACAAAUGGAGCCCUGUUGCCUACUUUAAUACUGCUGAUGUGUUUCACCGAGGCACAAUGUUGAAGUGUGAUGAGUUCUUUAUAUUGUGCCUUCAGUCUUACACUACUGCUUUUGAGCUUGUUUACAUAAUUAUUCCUUUAUAUACUACUCCAUCUAACGUCUGGUUAGAUUAGCAGCUUUUUGUUCUUAAUAAAAGUGUGUGAAUUGUAGCAGAGACUUGAGUACAAGCAGAAAUCAACUUGUGGCCCCUUGCAUUCAAAUCUUUCACUUUGUGGACUCACGGUUGUGAGGAGGAAUUAUUAUUCCAGCGUUAGCCGACCUUUGAGAUGUGUCCUCGCUUGAAAACCAAGACACCUUCCUGUGCCUUGUACAAACAUAUUGAUUUAUUGUACUGUAAGUACAUUCUCAGUAUUUCAGCCGAUAUGCCGACAUUGUGCAAUGUCUCACUGUAAACAACCGACCUAAAACAAAGUGGUACUUGAUAAUCACUAUAUACUGUAUUUUUAUUCUUCAAUAUUUUGUUAAAUUUUUUAUUAUUGUGAGCUGAAAAAUAAAGUUUUGUUUCUCCUGAUUAUAA
Molecule: messenger RNA, 3043 nt
Organism: Betta splendens (Siamese fighting fish)
Lineage: Eukaryota; Metazoa; Chordata; Actinopteri; Anabantiformes; Osphronemidae
Gene: slc13a5b
Product: solute carrier family 13 member 5b
Exons: 11
Coding region: 20-1906 (628 amino acids)
Biological process (GO): citrate transport; monoatomic anion transmembrane transport
Cellular component (GO): membrane
Molecular function (GO): sodium:dicarboxylate symporter activity; citrate transmembrane transporter activity; succinate transmembrane transporter activity
Source: RefSeq, a predicted model, not a curated record